This is a messenger RNA of Loxodonta africana (African savanna elephant), 1011 nucleotides long. RefSeq names its product olfactory receptor 4C11-like. The coding region runs from base 82 to 1011 and encodes 309 amino acids. NCBI's taxonomy places the organism in Eukaryota, Metazoa, Chordata, Mammalia, Proboscidea, Elephantidae. The record is from RefSeq and is a predicted model, not a curated record. The transcript has a single exon. Gene Ontology annotation, biological process: G protein-coupled receptor signaling pathway. Gene Ontology annotation, cellular component: plasma membrane. Gene Ontology annotation, molecular function: olfactory receptor activity; G protein-coupled receptor activity.
UUUCUAAAAUGAUUUCUUUCUUCCUUGCAGAAUAACUAUUUUUAACUUCUACUUUUUUUUUUCUCCACAUCUACUGAAACAAUGCAGCCAAACAAGAGUGUAACUGAGUUCAUACUGUUAGGAUUGACACAGGAUCCUCUGAGGCAGAAAGUGGUGUUCAUAAUUUUCUUAAUCUUCUACACUGGAACUGUGGUGGGGAAUUUGCUCAUUAUUGUGACCAUUAAGUUCAGCCGGUCUCUUGGGAGUCCCAUGUACUUCUUCCUAUUUUAUUUGUCCAUUGCUGAUACCUGCUUUUCAACUUCCACACCCCUAAGACUAAUUGUGGAUGCUCUCUCUGCAAAGAAAAUCAUAUCCCUUAAUGAGUGCAUGAUGCAAGUCUUUGCACUGCAUAUAUUUGGCUGCAUGGAGAUCUUUGUCCUCAUCCUCAUGGCUGUUGAUCGCUAUUUGGCCAUCUCUAAUCCCUUACAUUACCCGACCAUCAUGAGACGAGAAGUCUGCAUCAUCUUGAUUAUCCUUGCCUGUAUAGGGGCUUUUAUACAUUCUGUAACUCAAAAUGUCCUGGUCUGGAUACUACCCUUCAGUGGACCCAAUUUGAUUGAUCAUUAUUGCUGUGAUUUGCAGCUCUUGUUAAAACUUGCUUGCAUGGACGCUUAUGUCAACAACCUACCGGUAGUAUUCAAUAGUGGGGCCACUUGCACAAUGAGUUUCUUCAUUCUGAUGAUCUCAUACAUUGUCAUUUUGUAUUCUCUGAGAAACCACAGUUCAGAAGGGAGGAAAAAAGCCCUUUCCACCUGUACCUCCCAUAUUAUUGUAGUUGUCCUAUUCUUAGGUCCGUGUAUAUUCAUAUGCAUACGUCCAUCAACCACUUUCCCCAAGGACAAGAUGGUGACAGUAUUUUAUACCAUUGGUACGCCCGUUCUUAACCCACUUAUCUAUACACUAAGAAAUGCAGAAGUGAAAAAUGCCAUGAAAAAGUUGUGGAGUAUCAAAAUUACCACACAAAGUGAAUGA